AUGUUUAUUGUAUUUCUCAUUCUGCUGUUCGGAUUUAUAGCUUUAUUGGUCUACUAUUAUUUUCUCAUUCAACAACGUUAUCAAUAUUUUAACCAGCGAGGUAUUGCUACUCCGCCCUUCAAUUUCUUCUUUGGACAUUUGAAAACAGUAUGGAAUCAUCCAUCACAUCAUCGUCAACUUGAAAACUGGACAAAACAAUAUGGCAAAAUCUAUGGAAUAUAUGAAGGAACUCACCCCAUUUUGGUUGUUAGUGAUCCUGAUUUUCUUCAAGAAGUCUUUAUUAAACAAUUUUCUGUUUUUCAUACUCGACUGAUUACUAUGCUAGAUGAUGUAAGCCAUAAUCUUGGUUUCUCAACUGGUUCACAGUGGCGUCGUCAGCGUCAUGUAAUUAAUCCGUCAUUUACUGCAGUAAAACUCAAGGAAAUGAGUCCUCUUAUCAAUGGAUCUAUCAGCGAUUUAAUGGAUAAACUCCUCGGACAUUCAAAUAUUGGUGACGAAUUCAAUAUUUAUCUAUAUUACAAACGAGUAACUAUGGAUGUUAUAUGUCGCUGUGCAUUUGGAGUUGAUAUUGAUUUACAAAACAAUCCAAACCAUAUUUAUUUUCAGAAAGUAGAAGAAUUGAUUGGCGUUCAUACUAUUCUGAAAAGUUCUAUAUACAAAAUGACUCAACUAGUACCUGAAACUAGAAGUAUCCUUGCUCGAUUAUAUAUUGCUCACAAUGCUGCACGGAAGUAUAUUAAUACAAGAGUUUUACCAUUAAUAUCAUCAACAAAACAGUUGGAUGAAUCAGCAUUUGCGUGGCUGCUAAAUCGACUACACACAAUUGUCGAACAACGACAAAAAACACCUAUAUCAAGAAAAGAUCUUCUUCAACUUAUGCUACAAGCAAUGAACAAAGAACCAAAUCAGAAUACGGCAGAAGAUGAUAACAAAACAAACCAUUGGCUGUCGAAAGAUGAAGUGAUAGGUAACACUGUUGCCUUCAUGGUAGCAGGAUAUGAAACAACAUCAACUGCUUUGGCUUAUGCUACAUAUGUACUAGCCAAACAUCCAGAUGUUCUUAAAAAACUUCAAGAUGAAAUUGAUCAAUUUCCAAUAGACAGUGAUGAUAAUACUAAUGACGAAAAAAUGAAAGAAUAUCCUGACCAUAAUAUUGUUACACACUUAUCAUACAUGGAUAUGUUCAUUUCGGAAGUAUUAAGAAUGUAUCCAAUUGGUAAUUUCACUGUUCAACGAUGUGCUAUGGAAAAUACCAUUGUACAAGGAAUUAACAUUGAAAAAGGUACUACAGUGUAUGCUGAUAUUUAUUCGAUUCAUUAUGAUCGUGAAUUGUGGGGUCCUGAUGAUCCAUAUAUUUUUCUGCCUGAACGCCACAAAACAAAACGUCAUCCAAUGGCGUUUAUGGCCUUUGGAGCAGGUCCACGGAAUUGUGUCGGUAUGCGUUUUGCAUUGAUCGAAAUAAAAAUGCUAUUGACAAGGCUUCUUCGAGAAUAUACGAUUCUUCCAGGUGAACAUCUUGAAAGUAAUUUCAACAUCCAUGAAGAAAUAGCUAUCGUACCAGAAGCAAUUUGGAUUAAAUUACUCAAAAGAGAAACAUAA
Molecule: messenger RNA, 1599 nt
Organism: Adineta steineri
Lineage: Eukaryota; Metazoa; Rotifera; Eurotatoria; Adinetida; Adinetidae
Source: the annotation of a GenBank genome assembly